AUGUCGUUCGCGGCCUUCCCCGACGCCCCCACCCUCUCCGCCUUCGAUGACGCGCCGCUGGACGCGCAGCUGUACACCAUGAUCGAGCUGGAGGGCAGCCGCUACCGCGCCUUCUUCGCCAAGCUCACGCAGGGCAGCGGCGCGCCCAUCGCGCGCGACGCGGCGCUCGAGUUCUUCCGCAAGUCGAGUCUCUCGGAGGAGCAGGUGCAGGAGCUCUACGCGCGGCUCAAGGCGCUGCGCCUGCUGCCCGGCAGCGAGCGCGUGGGCGAGACCGAGUUCGUCAUGGGCAUGCACCUCAUCGUGUGCAUGACCAAGCGCGGGCUCGCGCGCAUCCCCGCGGCCUUCCCCACGUCGCUCUUCCCCACGCUCGACCUCACGCCGCAGACGCAGACGCAGGAGCGCGCGCCCAUUGUGGACGCGCCCCCAGCAGCUUCAUCAGCUUCGGCUUCAGCGCUGGAUGACGCGCCGCUGUCGUUCAUUGCCACGUCGCCCGCCACGUCCGCGGCGGACGCUUCGUCGCUCACGGAGCUCGUGACGACGCAGAUCCGCACGCAGCAGCACGAGACGGAGGUGCUGUCGCGCGUGGACCAGGCGGCGGCCAGGGCGGUGCAGAGCCUGCAGGCCUGUGUGGAGCGCAUCGCAGACCAGGUGGACGGCCUGGGCUUCCCCGUGCCGAGCUCGGCCAGGUCGCUGGACGCACUCAAGAACCUGCUGCAGAAGCACGUGCACGCCGCCAAGCAGGAGAUCCAGAGCAUGCAGAUCGACGCGCAGAUGCGGAGCGUGGCCUCCGAGGAGCAGGGGCCGCGGGAAGACCCGCUGAAGGUGGCGGGCGAGCUCACGCAGGAGCUCAUCGCGCUGCAGCACCACACGGCACAGCUCAUGGCCAAGAAGGCGAACGUGAUGGGACGACUUGUAGCGGUCAAGUCUGGAGGGUCAGCGGCGGGGGGUAUUAUCCAGCAGACGGCGGGUGCGGGCUUUAUGGAGUCGAACAACCCGGCGUUCGCGCUGUCCAAGGGCGCACUCACGGUGGGGGAGCUCGGCACGGCCUCGGCGUCGACGACGCCUCCGAAAGGCGCGAGUCCAGCGUUGAUGCAGUCACACAACAGUGCGUCGAGUGGGGGCUGGGGCACGUUCGGCGCUGCUGCGUCUCACGACCCUGCCCCUCCCCAACCCUUCGGGGUGAAGGCUGAUAGCGCUCCGGCGUCGAAUUCGAAUGACCCCUUUGGCUUUGGAUCGUCGCCUGCAGCUCCAGCUGUGGGGACAACGGAGACAUCAGCGGCCAAAGCAUCGGACAAGGGAGCAGACGACUUUGCGUGGGGGUCGUUUCAAUAG
Molecule: messenger RNA, 1332 nt
Organism: Phytophthora sojae
Lineage: Eukaryota; Oomycota; Peronosporomycetes; Peronosporales; Peronosporaceae
Exons: 1
Coding region: 1-1332 (443 amino acids)
Source: RefSeq, a predicted model, not a curated record